CAACGUUUCACACGAGUGUGGAGGUCAACAACGUUGUCAGGGAUUUCUUAAUUUAGCUAAACGAUUGAAAUAGAUGUAUAAACCUAGCUACAUUGUGAGAUCGGUGCUGACCAAUUUAGUCAAAAGAAUAUGCUUCUGUUUUGUCCAACAUGUGGGAAUGUGUUGAUUGUAGAGGAAGGACAGAAGUGCUAUCGAUUCGCCUGCAACACAUGUCCGUACGUGCAUAACAUUACUAGGAAGGUAAACAACAGGAAGUAUCCCAAACUGAAAGAGGUUGAUGAUGUGCUUGGUGGAGCUGCAGCCUGGGAAAAUGUGGAUUCCACGCCAGAAAAAUGUCCCAAGUGUGAGCACCCCCGAGCAUUCUUCAUGCAGAUUCAGACAAGAUCUGCAGAUGAACCGAUGACAACGUUCUACAAAUGCUGCAAUUAUGAGUGUGGACAUCGCUGGAGAGACUAAACUAGUGUUCAAUUGGAUCUCUACUUGAGAACACUAGUUGAGUCAGCUAACCUGGUUUUAUGGUGUAUGUGCUGUAGCCAAAUCUUCUGUUGUCAUGCCAGACAGCUUUGGCAUAACCGUGAAUAAACAGAUAGGAGUUUGCUAAUAGCACAAACAGACUGGACCAUGUGGCUUCUAGUUGACCACACCAUUGGUGCCAAGCGUGUUGGGGGAAAAGUAGCAAGAGUUGAUGUAAUAUACACUUCUACCAAAUGUGCUUCAUACACAAGAGUAUGUCCUUACUUUAUUUAGCAUUGUGAUUAGUUAACUUCUCUGGGUUUUGUUUCCUAUUACAUUCAGAAGUCACUUCCAAUUUAUAGCUGAAGAUACAUAAUUUGUGUUUGAGUAGUUGCCAAAUGGCCAGAAUCCAUUGUUGGAGUCAUUAUUUUAUUUCUCCUAGAUGUUUUACAUAAUCCAAAAACAGUCAUUUUUAUAGUAAAAGACUAUGACCAGCUGACAAAUUACUAAUAACAUAAAAUCACAAAUACUGGUUUGUUUUGUUAAAAUAACUGCACUGUAUGCAACAGUAAUGAGCCAACUCAUCAUUUAGAUUUUGCAUGUACAUUAUACAAUUCUUUAUUUUUUUGAGGGGGCAACAGACCAAACUAUCUACCAACAACAAAGACCAUCAUUGUGCUUAAAGUUAAAUACAAUGUUCUUACACAGCUUCAAGCCACUUCUCACUGCAUGUAAACGAUUCAAGAGCGUACAAAGUUAAGAGACCAGCCUGUGAAACAUAUCCAUAAGAAUGCAUGUACAUGCAGACAUACUCCACCUGCCAUCAGUGUUUACUGUAUAUAAUCAUGCUGGUUAUUGGUAGUAUUAAGAGGAGACGAGAGAUCCUACAGAUGAGACUCAAAUGAAGCAGACAAAAGAUCUUGCAUACCAUACAUUGGUGUACUUGGACUGGAUCGAACACGUUAAUAUGAAGCAGGUGAUGACAUCACUCGAAUCUGCAUUCGAGAUUACAUUAUUUCAGCCAAGACUUGGUGACGAACUUGCUUUUGUACACCUGUAUCUCUAUGGCAUCUCAGACUAACAUGCAUCAUAGCAAUAGUGAUCAAACCUAGACAAGGAACACUAAAAAGAAUGAGCAGAUUGUGGCUUUGAGACCUUAACUUUGCUUGAACAGAUGAUGUAGCAGGUUUAUGCACAGAAAUGCUGAAUAUGAAAGAAUGUAUGAGAUUGAAUAUAAAGGACAUUCUGUUUAUCAUUAAAUACACUAUGUAACCCAUCAAAAAAGGUAGUAAAACAAUGGCGAGGGAAAAACCCUCGAUGCACUCUACUUUAAUUAUUCCCUCUGAACAUCAACUGACAGACAUGACCAGUGAAAGGAUAAUCUGUUUGGGAUUGGGCAGCACAGGUUGACACACAUUGGCCUCGUGACACAGACUGGACAUAUGGCCUGGGAGAGGACUGCACAAAAUUACAGUGAUAUCAUGCAGAGCGCUUCAUCAUUCUAAUGUGCCUCUCCAGCAGAGCGGAUUGGACUCUGCCAGCCAGGUCGGCUUCGCUCCGUUCCUUUCCUAUACGGAAAAAUACAAGGAAACUUAUUUUUCUCUGUGGACUGAUAGAUCAACUAGAAAAUCUCAGCCUCUGACAUGUGCAUGGUUAUGGUGCUCGGUGACUGCAUGGAUGUUGAAGCUCAAUGUAGUCCUGCAUCAAUGACAGGUGAUGUGUUUGUGGAGAGUACAGGAUUAUGAGUAAAGAUCAGGUUCACUCAGACACUUCAUUUGACACCAAGCCACAUGUAAAUUAUCCUUAAUAUGACAUAUAGUCCAAGUUGUUGACAAAAGUCUUCCAAAAUAAGCUAGUCUCCUUACCAGUUGGGUCUUAAUGAUAAUGAAGCUUGGCAAGCAAGGCUAUAAAGUAGCUAACUGAAUGACAGUCUAAACCACUUAAAUAAAUAAAAACUAUACAGUAAAGUCAUGGCAAUUAUGGUUUUAUGAAUGUAUGAAAUUUCACAUGGGAACUUGUGCAUUCGCAAUACCAUUAUAUAAGCACACAUUUUCUUCAUUAUCAAAAUUGAAUACAUUCAUAUGGACAUGACUGGCAUUAUUGUGUAACAACUCAAGCAAAAAUCACUGGACAUCAAGUGUAUCUAAAGCACAUGGAAGAUUAAAAAAGACAGUAACACAUACUUAUCUCACUUAAGUGAGGAAAACAAAAUAAAUUAAACUCAGUCUUACCGACUCGAGUUUGUCCUGACAAAUCUGAUACAUGGUUAUUUCCUUGUAACAUUUGAAAUGGAUAUACAUUUAGGUUGUAGGACAAACAGGGUGAUAGAACAUAAACAUAAAGUAGGUCUCAGACAUGGACGUAACCUUCAUUGCGCUCAAUAUUAACAUGUUAAAAUACAUUAAAUAAUUACAGAAACAACAAAAUACUGACCCUGCAAUUGCUGAUGAUUGCUGACGAUUUUGAUUAAAGUGACAAAUGUUUACAA
Molecule: messenger RNA, 2941 nt
Organism: Salvelinus namaycush (lake trout)
Lineage: Eukaryota; Metazoa; Chordata; Actinopteri; Salmoniformes; Salmonidae
Product: DNA-directed RNA polymerase III subunit RPC10
Exons: 3
Coding region: 130-456 (108 amino acids)
Biological process (GO): DNA-templated transcription; termination of RNA polymerase III transcription
Cellular component (GO): RNA polymerase III complex
Molecular function (GO): DNA-directed RNA polymerase activity; zinc ion binding; nucleic acid binding
Source: RefSeq, a predicted model, not a curated record